This is a messenger RNA of Oryzias latipes (Japanese medaka), 1844 nucleotides long. It is a transcript of the gene msrab, whose product is annotated as methionine sulfoxide reductase Ab. The record is from RefSeq and is a predicted model, not a curated record. Gene Ontology annotation, biological process: cellular response to oxidative stress. Gene Ontology annotation, cellular component: cytoplasm. Lineage: Eukaryota; Metazoa; Chordata; Actinopteri; Beloniformes; Adrianichthyidae. Gene Ontology annotation, molecular function: peptide-methionine (S)-S-oxide reductase activity.
UUAUGGGCAGUUUUCCAACCUUGAGCAGGGACAGCCUUACAUGUUUGGAUACGUUUGGAUAAGCUCAUCUAAACACUUAGAGGCUACAGUAGCAGUUUUGUUAUUUUACCUUUCCCUUUUCCUAAAACGAGUUCGUACCCCAGUGUUGCCUCUCUUCCCCUCCCCUUUUUUGCCCCACUCUUUGUCGCCCCUACCCUUCCUCCCCUUACAGCAGAGGGUAGUUGGCACCAGUAUAAAGCAUCAGCCUCCUCCAACGACUCGUGCCUGACUCCCUGCCAACCUGUGUGAGGCUAGAAAGAGGAAAAGCAAGAGGGAGGGAAGGGGAAGAGGAAGGAAAGAAGGGGUUUUUGGAAGAAAAUAAACAGAGCAGCCUGGAAACCAAUCCGUCCAUCACGAGUUUUGGCAUCCAGGGAUCCCAUCUCUCCUGUGUCAUCAUGUGAGGAGGCUGCAGCGCUUGGACUGGACUUUCUUUCAUAGAAAAGCAUGCAGUCAACGGGAAUCCCACUGUGGAGCCUUUUCCACAGGGUAUGGAAACCAUCAUGUUUGGUAUGGGGUGUUUCUGGGGAGCGGAGAAACUUUUCUGGAGGCUUCCAGGAGUCUUCUCCACACAAGUGGGCUUCGCCGGCGGCUUUACACCCAACCCCACUUACCAUGAGGUCUGCUCAGGUCUGACUGGUCACACUGAGGUAGUGAGGGUGGUCUUUUCCCCUCAAGAGAUCAGCCUCGAGGAGCUGCUCAAACACUUUUGGGAGAAGCACGAUCCUACACAAGGGAUGAAACAGCACAAUGACCACGGGACUCAGUAUCGUUCUGCCAUUUACACAUCCAACCCCGCUCAACAGGAGAUUGCAAUGAAGAGCAAAGUGGCCUUCCAACAGGAGCUGAAUAAGAACGGCUACGGCUCCAUCACCACUGAGAUUCUGGAAGGACAGUACUUUUACUACGCCGAGGACUACCACCAGCAGUACCUGAAGAAGGUACCCAAAGGCUACUGCGGCAUCAAGGGCACAGGGGUCAGCUGCCCCCUCAAGACCAAAAACGAUGAACUCUGAAUAAAAGACGAUGCAUUUCUGCAAAAUAAAUGAAUCUGGAGGUAUAAGGCGUAAACGUACUGUAAGUAAAGCUUUCACUGCUAAAACAGAGUCUUAAGAAAGUACAAAGAUUCUUGAUUGAAGAAAAAAAUUCUUAUUUUGAUAUUAUCAAGAAGAUUUUUCAAUAGAAAACUUCUCUUAGUUUGUGAAAAUGUCUUUUUUUCGCCAAAAUAAUAAUUCUUGAUAAGAAAUGUUUUCUUACCCCAUUGAAAGUUUUUUUUUUACUCAUUUACAGAAUUAUUUUCAAAUUUUAAGAAUGUGUUUUGCCGUAACUCAGUUUGCACAAAAAAUGCAAAGGCAGGUAAAUUGAAUUACAAGUAGACUUAACUGAACACAUUUUAGAAUGAGGAGUUUGAGUUUUAAUUUAUUACAGAGGAAAUGUCUAAAGAAAAGAAGGGCUAAGUUAUAGAAUAGCUAAUGCUUUCUAUUACGAUUAACCACCACAAGGUGGCGAUAUUUCUCAAAAAGAAACAGUUAUUAACAGCUUUUUUAAUGUCACAUUUAGACGUUGUAAUUACGUUUAACUCUUGGUAUUUCAUUUGUAGAACUGUUUAAAAUCCAGAAGUGAAAAGCUGAAGAUGUUUUUAUUUCAUUACUAAAAAAAUAGGUUUUUUUAAUAUUCUGUCAUUCUUGUUUUUAGCUUUUAAAAUAAGUUUGAAUCGAAGUAAACUUUGUUUAUUCUCCUGACUUUGUUCUGCAGUAACUCUCUUUGAAAGCAAUAAAACAUCCUUCUAUUAAACAUUUAUGCAUUUA